AUGACUUCAGAGUUUACUUCCACCUGGAAAACUGCGCGUGUGGUGUCAAUAUCUAAAUUAACUGUUAUUCGCAGUCCGGAGGACUUAAGGCCGAUACCAAUUCUUCCAGUUCUCUUAAAGGUUUUUGAAUAUAUUCUAAAGGAGCAGAUAAUGAUGAAUACCAAACGAAAAAUCUUAGAUUCCCAAUAUGCCUUUUGCUCAGUCCACAGUACCACUUCUAUGUUGCUACCUCUUACUGGAUCUAUUAGGAAUGAUAUUAAUAAUGGUAAAGUUAGUGCUCUUCUAUCUCUUGACUUGACGAAAGCUUUUAAACCCAUUUGGUUCUGGACCAUGAUUGAGAAGCUUAGAAACAACGAUGGUUUUGCCAGUUCUGCCUGCAAACAUGUAAUGUCGGACAUGUGUGAUAUCACCAUGAAGGAAGAUGAUAAAAGUGUCUUAAAAUUGAUAGAUGCUGAGAAAAUCAAUACUCGUAGAAAAGAUACUGACUUCAAGCACUACUUUGUACGAGAGGUAAAGGAAGUUUCAGUUUGA
Messenger RNA from Stomoxys calcitrans (stable fly), 531 nucleotides. RefSeq lists its product as uncharacterized. The record is from RefSeq and is a predicted model, not a curated record. NCBI's taxonomy places the organism in Eukaryota, Metazoa, Arthropoda, Insecta, Diptera, Muscidae. The transcript has 2 exons. Bases 1 to 531 code for a protein of 176 amino acids.